Messenger RNA from Penicillium antarcticum, 1593 nucleotides. Its product is annotated as sugar porter family MFS transporter. Gene Ontology annotation, cellular component: membrane. The record is from RefSeq and is a predicted model, not a curated record. Gene Ontology annotation, molecular function: carbohydrate:proton symporter activity. Gene Ontology annotation, biological process: carbohydrate transport; transmembrane transport. Bases 1 to 1593 code for a protein of 530 amino acids. The transcript has 8 exons. NCBI's taxonomy places the organism in Eukaryota, Fungi, Ascomycota, Eurotiomycetes, Eurotiales, Aspergillaceae.
AUGUCGUGGCUCCUGAAGAAGGUUGUUCAUAAUGAGGCGAUGAAAGAGGAUCCCAAGGAGAUUUAUGGCUGGAGGGUUUUCAUGCUUGCUUGCUCGGCCUGUUGUGGAGGAAUGCUGUUCGGCAUGGACUCUGGUAUCAUUGGAGGCGUCCUUACCAUGCCAGGGUUCAAGAAAACAUACGGAUUGCAAGAUACUUCACCAGUUGCUCAAGCAAAUCUAUCAGCCAACAUCGUUUCAACCCUCCAAGCAGGAUGUUUCUUCGGCGCACUUGGUGCUUCCUGGGUAUCCGAUAAAUUCGGCCGGAAAAGAGCACUUAUCGGCGCAGCGAUAGUAUCCAUCCUCGGAAUUGUCAUGCAAACCGCAGCCAGCGGCCGUCUCGAGGCCAUGUACAUCGGACGACUAGUCACAGGCUUUGGAGUCGGCGCCGCUUCAAUGAUAAACCCCCUCUAUGUCGCCGAGAAUGCGCCGCGAGCAAUCCGCGGCGGUCUAACAGGUCUAUACCAACUCUUCAUCACCAUGGGCAUCAUGCUGGCAUUCUGGAUCAACUACGGUUCGCUCCUCCACAUCAAGGGUCCAGCAAUGUACCUCGUCCCACUAGCAAUGCAAGGCCUCCCAGCAGUCCUUCUUCUCAUCGGCAUGUCACUGUGUAAUGAAUCCCCCCGCUGGCUUGCUAGACAAGAUAGGUGGGAGGAAGCACGCGCAACACUCUGCAAAGUGCGCAACUUGCCUGCUGAACACCCCUACCUGGAAGAAGAGUUCCAAGCCAUUGCCACCCAGCUUGAGCAGGAGCGCGCUCUUGUUGGUGGAUCCGGCUUUUGGGAUCUCAUGAAGGAGAUGUGGCUCAUUCCUGGAAAUAGGAAGCGGGCUAUUAUUUCUAUCAUUUUGAUGAUUUGCCAGCAGAUGACUGGUACUAAUGCUAUUAACUACUACGCGCCUCAGAUUUUCGAGAACCUCGGCGUAACAGGAAACGCAACAAACCUCUUCGCAACAGGCGUCUACGGCAUCGUGAAAAUGAUCAGCUGCGGCGUCUUCCUAGUCUUCGUAGCGGACUCCCUGGGCCGGCGUCGCUCCCUCCUCUGGACCUCAAUCGCACAGGGUCUAGCAAUGCUCUACAUCGGGCUCUACGUUCGCAUCGCACCACCUGUCGAAGGCGCACCGGUCAUUCCAGCCGGCUACGUGGCUCUCGUGUGCAUUUUCCUGUUUGCGGCUUUCUUCCAAUUCGGAUGGGGGCCUGUUUGUUGGAUUUAUGUUUCCGAGAUUCCGACUGCGAGGUUGCGGUCGUUGAAUGUUGCUUUUGGGGCUGCUACGCAGUGGUUGUUUAAUUUUGUUGUUGCAAGGGCUGUGCCUAAUAUGUUGGCUACUGUUGGGGAUAAUGGUUAUGGCACUUAUUUGAUCUUUGCUUGCUUCUGUUUCUCCAUGUGUGUCUUCGUUUGGUUCUUCAUUCCUGAGACCAAAGGAAUGUCUCUUGAGAAGAUGGAUGAGCUCUUUGGCGUCACUCAGCUCUUUGAUAGUAAGACUGCCGAUCCGGAGCAGGCCCCUGCUGCAGAUGAUGUGGGCAAAUCGACACAGACGCACGUUGAGAGAGUGGCUUAA